GUUCGGUAAACAUUCAUAAGUGUUGAAGUGAAAAAGUCACAAAGUGUGACGUAAUUCUAGUAAUGAGAGCAUUUAAAAUAGAUUUGUCAAAGUUAUAUAUAACCGACGCGCCUACGCCCGAAGUGUCAAAGAAAGUAAAAUCAUAUGGUGAUAUGGAUUGGUAAAUGAGGUUAGAUUGCAUGAUACUGUAUAUAACAAAGUUUAUCGCAAUGAUAAACUGAUAAGUGACUGCACACAUCAUGCUGGAUUAAUCAUUUACAAGAAAUAGCGAUUGUAUCGUCCACUUAAAAAAAAAAACAUUUUUAAUACAAUUCGCUAAAGAUUAUGAUGAACGGAUAGAUGCCGGUUGUUUAAUUGUGACCGCGCCGCCGCUGCAGUUACGCGGACGCAGCGAAACACAAACAUUCCCUGAGGUGGAACGACCUGCCUUUGUUUUGAGACGAGUUUCAAACUUUACUUGACAUAUGAACACUGAAAAUGGCUCUGUCCUCGAAUUGUUGGAAAUAUCUUGUACUAACCUUCAACGUUUUAUUCGCUAUGUCGGCAGUGGCGCUGUUUGGAGUUAGUGGAUUUCUCGUAUAUCGCCUGUUUAUUUACCGGCACUUUAUCCCAGUAAAUGUAGAGUAUCCAGCCAUAUUACUAUUGAUGAUCGCAAUCAUUACAUGUUCUGUAGCAUGGAUUGGAUGGCGAUCUGCAAAAUCUAUGCAUCAGUUUCACGUCGUUAUGGCUGGCCUACUGAUCGUUAUUGUGGUAGUCGUUGAGUUUUCCUGCUUCGUUUGGGCGAUGGUUGUGUGGGAUAAUGUAGAAAUCGACAUAAGGAGCACAAUGACCAACUACUUUAUGCUUACCAGUAAAAUUGAGGACCCUAAUUCUGUGGAUUCGUUGCGAUGGGAUAAAUUGCAUGUUCAGUUUGAAUGCUGUGGCAUCAGUGGCCCUGGUGACUACUCGGCAUCCAAACACGUGCCGUUCUCCUGCUGCGGCCAGGGUCCGUUGGAUUCACUACACAAGCCCUACACAGCAGAUUGUACUACCCUCUACCAGCGCGGCUGCGGGAAGCAGCUACACCAGUAUACCAAGGAUCAAUUGUUGCUGGUUGCUAUGACAGCGCUCACGGCUUCUAUAUUGCAGAGCACUGGUGUCUUCUGUACGUUUUUCCUCGCGCACGCCAUUUUGGCGCGUCGUCGGGCGUCAAUAAGGCAUUCAGUUUCAAUAAGGGAAGCUACUUUCUCGGCUCCGGAUGAUUCUUUAUUAGCUCCUACAGCACCUGCUCCCACCUUGCCCAAAUAUUAAAAAGAUUGCGAUGUUCUAGUUGUUUCUAGAUAAUCGCAAACGGUUAAAUUAUGUCAAUAAGAUUUAAUUCUUGCCAAAUUUUAUAUUUGUAAUUUUUAUCCUAAGAUUAAUAGUAAUUAAUAGUUAGUUAAGUGCACAACAUAACAAAUAAGAUACAUUUGUGGUUGGUAGUGUGGUUACAUAAAGUAUUAUAUUUAUUUAAACAUAGAUUUACAAACCUUCCUUUGUACACGUGUUGACGUCACCAAACUCAAGUCAUUAUCCAAUAUACGUGUACUCGCAACGAGAGGUCUAACUUCUUAACCUUUCCUAAAUUAGAGGGACGCGGCAACUACGGUGUACUAGUGCGAAUUGGUUGACUACACAUACCACUAUGAUACUUUGAAGGUUCAUGAAAAUUGCAUCAAUACAUUUUCCUUCAUCAUAUUUGGUAUUCUUAGUGUAUGAACUGUGCAGUAGUUCUUUAAAUCACAAUUUAUAAAAAGGUACGUACGAUUGGCAGAAAUAUUAGCACACAGGUUACGUUUGCAUAAUUCUUAUUUGCAUGUAAUCUGCGUUUGCGCUACCGAUAACAAAUUGUACAGACGGAUGCUGAGGAAAGUGGAACGAGCUGAGAAACCUGUAUUUGUUGAAGUUAUUGUGCAAUGCUACGCCACGGGCAAUAACGUAACUUGCGAUAAGAGAUCCGAAGCUUUUACUUGCUGUGACCCAAAAAAUACCAUAAACAAUAUGAGUAAUGUCAAAAGUGUAGUAUGAUAAAAUAGUCUUGAUGCGAUUGAAACAAUAUGUAUUUUUUAAGUUAAUAUAAACUCAAAAACGGUAAGUAUUAUUGUUAAGAGAGGGGAAAUAAUAUAAACAAAACGAUGGACAUUUACAAUAACAUUUUAAAGUAAGUAACAAUACAAGAAAGUUGAUCCGAUUGUUAUUGAAUUAAAAGAAAAAGUAUACUGUUUAUAGUAGAGUCUCGCUAUUAUGUAUAUACCAAGAAUCAUAGGUCGCUGUUAGCUUAAUCAGUUGCUUCCCUUCCCGUAAACAUUAAAAGGUCAUUUCCACUAAACGGCUACUGCGCGCGAUUGUCCGCGCUAAACUUAAUUUUGAACGGUAUCGCCUGUUUAAGUUUCUUACUUACAAAACUAAGUAAACUAAUUUGGAUAAUACUAAUAAAAUACAAGUAGGUAAAAAAUGAUAAAAACAAUAUUAUAUACGCGCAGAAAACCAUUACCAUCUUUUUCAGUCGGGUAAAAAUGAAAGCUGCGCGCGGCCACAGUCGCGCAGUUAGCCGCUAAAGUGGAAAUACGUAACCUAUACCAAACCUAUACUUAUGAAAUUUGUUUUCCGUGUUUCUUAUCUUUUAUACGAAAACACUUUUGUUGUGAAUUUGACCUUAUAUGAUGAUGUCACGCUGUAUUUCAAUUUGGUUUCUGUAUAUCAUGGAUAUUUAUAAAAAUAUAUACUUUUUAAUAACGCAACAAAAAAGGGUUGUGAACAUAAAAUUUUAAUUUUU
Molecule: messenger RNA, 2794 nt
Organism: Papilio xuthus (Asian swallowtail)
Lineage: Eukaryota; Metazoa; Arthropoda; Insecta; Lepidoptera; Papilionidae
Product: 23 kDa integral membrane protein
Exons: 5
Coding region: 478-1290 (270 amino acids)
Cellular component (GO): plasma membrane
Source: RefSeq, a predicted model, not a curated record